Akanthomyces muscarius is the source of this 507-nucleotide messenger RNA. RefSeq lists its product as uncharacterized. NCBI's taxonomy places the organism in Eukaryota, Fungi, Ascomycota, Sordariomycetes, Hypocreales, Cordycipitaceae. The record is from RefSeq and is a predicted model, not a curated record. Bases 1 to 507 code for a protein of 168 amino acids. The transcript has 3 exons.
AUGCCAUCCGUCGGCGCUGUUCCUUCCUUUCAAGCUAAGCGGUGCUCGCUCCCGAAGGCCAGGCUGCCAGCUGGCAGGACCAGAUGGACAAAGGCAGAGGAGUGUCCUAGUUCAAAGCACAUUCAUCUCUGGGGACGUCAGACCUCUAUCAACAUUUUGAGCGUGUCCGCGUUUACAAGGCGAGACGGCCAAGCAUCAAUCACACAUCGGGCCAGCAAGUCAUCGUCUACCGAGAUGGGCGAGGAAAGCACUGGACUGUCGCCAAUAAACCCCGCUGGGCAACCGACCUACCUACCUAUGAGAGAGGCACUACGGCAGCCUCUACACGGAUACUGCUAUCUGCAACAGCUUGACGAGCCACCGAAGCAUUUCCUUCAAAAGAUCGGCAUGUGUGUAUAUGUGGAAAAUCAUGCCGCCAGAAAUGCCAAUUCCUCUUGUGUAGUGGCUCGGAUCUGCAUCAGCGUUCAACUCGAAUUUGAACAAGAGCUUUUGCGCCGCCCUGUUUGA